This is a messenger RNA of Camellia sinensis, 1254 nucleotides long. RefSeq lists its product as uncharacterized. The record is from RefSeq and is a predicted model, not a curated record. Lineage: Eukaryota; Viridiplantae; Streptophyta; Magnoliopsida; Ericales; Theaceae.
UCCAAAUUCCAAACCCCAUCUCCUAUAAUCUCCCACCUCACAAUCCCUCUCCCCAACUUCAUCUCCUCCCUCCUCUGCUCUCCUCUCCAUUGAGGCAAAACCAAACCAAACCACCAUGGAUAGAGAACAAGAAGAAAUGCAAUUUCUAGGCUUUUUCGGCAUCUACGUAGAGUCAUACAAGAUCAUCAUAGCAUGGAGGAAGAUCUUCAGCCAAAUCAGCCUUGCUUUAAUCCUCCCACUCUCCUUCAUCUUCCUAGCUCACAUGGAAGUCUCUGCACUCCUCUUCUCGAAGAUCCACCACCAUGAAUAUCAGUUACGUGGAACUCCGGACGGCACGCAAAAGCACGACAAGCUCUCCGACCUCGUCUCCUCUGAGAUGGCCAUCUUGUGGCUCUUCAGAUUAGCGUAUUUUACUUGCUUCCUCAUCUUGUCCCUCCUCUCUACUGCUGCUGUCGUCUACACCAUCGCCUCCAUCUACACCGCUCGACCGGUGACUUUCAGGAAGGUGAUGAGUGUAGUCCCCAAAGUCUGGAAGAGACUCAUGGUCACAUUCCUCUGCACCUUCGUCACUUACUUCCUCUACAACGCGGUCGCAGUACUACUCAUCAUUCUCUGGGCAUUCACAGUCGGAGACACCGAUGCCGCUGCAGCAGUAUUGAUCAUCAUUUUCAUCUUAUACGCAAUUGGGUUCAUCUACUUAACCAUUAUUUGGCAACUUGCUAGCGUCGUCUCGGUCCUAGAAGACUCAUACGGGUUCAAAGCCAUGAUCAAGAGCAAGAACCUAAUCAAAGGGAAGAUGUGGAUCGCCAUUGUUAUCUUCUUCAAGCUCAACUUCGCUAUGGUGGCGAUACAGAUACUGUUUGAGAUACUAGUCGUGCAUGGUGGCGAGUCAGUGAGCGUAGCGGGUAGAGUCGGGUUUGGGAUACUGUGUCUGUUGUUGCUGUUGAAAUUGUUUUUGUUUGGAUUGGUCAUUCAGACUGUGAUCUACUUCGUUUGCAAGUCUUAUCACCAUGAGAAUAUCGACAAGUCGACGUUGUCGGAUCAUCUUGAGGUAUAUUUGGGAGAGUAUGUUCCUUUGAAAGCAAAGGAUGUUCAGCUUGAGCAAGUUCAUGUUUGAUUGAGGUUAUGGGUGGUGUUUUGUUGUAAUGGUUGGUCUUGAUCAUUAUAAAUUAACGAUCACAGUUGUUAUGCCAGACUAUAUAUAUAUACUUAACUUCCAAGAACUAUAUAUAGUUUUUUAUUUUUAUUUUUAAA